This is a messenger RNA of Motacilla alba alba, 10161 nucleotides long. RefSeq names its product nebulette (gene NEBL). The coding region runs from base 2090 to 4903 and encodes 937 amino acids. The record is from RefSeq and is a predicted model, not a curated record. Gene Ontology annotation, cellular component: Z disc; focal adhesion. NCBI's taxonomy places the organism in Eukaryota, Metazoa, Chordata, Aves, Passeriformes, Motacillidae. The transcript has 28 exons. Gene Ontology annotation, biological process: cardiac muscle thin filament assembly. Gene Ontology annotation, molecular function: actin filament binding.
UUUAAAAGCUUUGUCUCUUUUUUAGCAGGGGCUGUCAAAAUUAGCAAAACAAGAGGGAAUUUUCUAGAAGCACAUAAAAUUUUGAUGCUGAGUUUUAAAAGAAAAGACGUCCAAGACAAUGCUCUGCAAGAUGACAAAGAAAUAGCAAAUAGCAAAACCUAAAACCUAACAUACUUCAUUAGUUUACAGAAAUGGGAUUUUUAAAAAUGGGAUUUUUCCUGACAUGUCUUUGCUAAGAAAGUUAUUUAUUUGUACUGCAUUCUCUUGAAGCAUGUUUAACUCACUGCAUGAUGGAAUAUUGGUGAUACAUAGUGCAAAUUCUGAUAUGUUUGAAGUAGGUAAGAACUGGUGUGAACUAGAAAAGAUGCAGAAUCAAUAAUAUUCACUUGUCUUGGCUUCCCUUCUGAUCAUUCUUCUGCUGCAAGAACUUGUCCCUAUAGAUUAUUUUUUGAAAAUAUUUUUGAAUCAUUCCCUGUAGUAAUAAAAUAACAGCAAGGCAUCAGAGACACCCACUGUAAGUAUGAUCAGAAGAAAAUGAUGGGAUUUAAUUACUUGAAAGAAAAAACCUUUUUUUCAGGUUGGGAUAUUAUUGAAGAAAAAAGUAAUUGAAAAAUACUUAUUUUUCACAGCAGUGGUGGUUUACCAUUCUUGCCAAAGCAUUCAUUAGUUAAGAUUUUGAUGUCCAGAGCCAGUCUUUGAGAUGAAAAAUUUGGGCUCAUUUCCUGGAGCCUUGGCCAAUGGAGAUGACAGUUAAUUUAAGAGCCGUGCAACUGCUCCUGUAUGUAGACAAGAUGAGAACAAAAGCUCAUCUCAUGUUCAUACUGGGGCUAACUGAAAUUACUGGCUUGUAAGAGAGAAGAAUGUAUUUUUUGGAGUGGCAAAAAGCAUGGCCAUUAAGGCUUCCAUUUGGGAUCUGGGAAACUUCAGUGACUCCCUGGUUUUAAUCAGCUGCAUUUUUUAUUCAGACUGGGAAGUUAAAUUAGGUCCUCUCACAGCCUACAUAACUUCCUCAAGCAAGAGUGAUUCCUUUCUGUGGGGUGGCUCUGGAAGGCAUCAAGGAGAUGAAACGAGCGAGGCUCUGGUGAAUACUUAAUCCCUCGCACGGGUCUGCUCUCUAAGGAGGGACCGAGAGGAGUGCCCUGCAGCAGGCCUGUGGUGCUCAGUUUGGGAUAUUGGCCUGCCAAGAAAUUUAUUCAGAUCUCCAAGCCCAGUACCCUCAACAGAAUAGUAGGACACAGCUCACUUGCAUGCUCUUAUCUCUCUCCUGUUCAAAGCACAUUGUGUUUUCUGUCGUGGGAAAAGGAGAUAAUAAAAACAAGUAGUUUUGUGACAUGGGAAAGAACUUUCUUCCCAUCUCUGCUUUUGAGUGGAUCAAGGGAGUUUCUGUUCUAAUGGAAUAUCUUGUUCCACAGUUUAUGAUACUGUCUGGUUCCUGAACCAAAGAUACUUACCUGCCUUUUCAGAUCCAGAAAUAGCUUUUAAAAAUGGGAAAAGUGGUUUUAUUUCAGGUUUUUACCCUUGGUCAUUGCCUAUAUGAUUACUUUCUCUUCAUUUCUAAACACGCUAUUCUUAACAAAAUAGAUUUGAUCUAUCCAGUAGAGAUUUGUUUUCUUUACGUAUGUAGCUGACAGAGAUUCCAAGUCAGGGACCCUAUUAGGACUAAUUAGUCUUGAAGGGUGAAAUGGAAUUUUAAAAGGUGCAUGAUAAAAGAAGUUGCAUUUAUUUUCUGUUUACACUGAAAUAAUUAAUUUAUAGCAUUAUAUCCUAGAAAGAUAAAUCUGCAUAGGCCACAACUUCAAUUUAAUUAGAAAGCUCCUGUAUUACAGAAAUGCCUUCCACACAGAGUAGUUUCUGUAUUUGUCAGAUAAGCAGUAUACAUCAUGGACUAAGGAUCUAAUUAAGAUUUCAAGACACUGAAAGGUAAGCCCUUUAAUAAUUCUAAAAUAAUUUUAAUUUUCAUAUACAGAAAAAUGGAAGAAUACUAAUGUAUCUAUUUAAUUUUCAGUUUAGUUUUGAUUUCACCUUGAAGUACUAGAAACUCCUCAAAGAGCCUAUUUGAACCAAAAUUGUAACUACUUCAUUGAAGGGGAUGAAGAAUCCCGGACUCCUAAAGCAGUCAGCAUAUGUCACAGAAGUAAACACUGACACUGUACCCAUGAACAUCAGAAUAUCUUUCAGUUUCAUUGCAGCUGGAGUCAGUGACUUCGUAGUGAAAAAGGAUCUCAGGGAGGAUGAAAAUGAGGAUUGGGAAGAAGAAGAAGAAAAGAUCUUCCUGAAGCCUGUUAUUGAGGACAGAAAUAUGGAACUGGCCCGAAAAUGCAGUGAAUUAAUAAGUGAUAUACACUAUAAAGAAGAGUUUCAAAAAUCUAAAGGCAAGUGCAUAUUUGUACCUGACACCCCGCAGCUACAACAUGUGAAAAGCCUUGGUGCUUUUAUUUCUGAGGUGAAAUAUAAAGGAGCUGCUAAGAAAGACCUUUCCAACUCUCUCUAUCAGCAGAUGCCAGCCACAAUUGACAGCGUAUUUGCGAAAGAAUUAAUGCACCUUCAGAGCAAGGUUCUCUAUAAACAAAAACAUGAUGCUGAGAAAGGAUUUUCAGACUAUGCACGUAUGAGGGAACCUCCAGAUGUUAAACAUGCCAUGGAAGUCAGUAAACACCAGAGUGAUGUAUCCUAUAAGAAGGAUGUGCAAGAUACUCAUAGGUACACUGAAGUGCUGGACAGACCAGACAUAAAGAAGGCAACUGAGAUAACAAAUAUAAUAAGUGAUGCAAAGUACAAGAAAGGAAGGGCAGAGCUGAAUAAGGAAUCUGCUGUGCUUGGAAGACCUGAUUUUGAGCAUGCUAAAGGAGUUUCAAAACUUUUAAGCCAAGUAAAAUACAAAGAGAAGUUCAGUAAGGAAAUGAAGAGUCACCAGUACAAUCCACUUGACAGUGCUUCCUUCAAGCAAGCACAGAUUGCAUCCUCCUUGGCAAGUGAUGUGAGCUACAAGAAAGAUUUGGAAAGCCUACAUGAUCCAGCGUCUGAUCUACCAAACCUACUGCAUUUAAACCAUGCUUUAAAUAUCAGCAAAACACAGAGUGAUGUUAAGUACAAAGAAAACUAUGAAAAAUCUAAAGGCAGAUCAAUGCUGGAGUUUGUGGAUACACCAAUGUAUCAAGUUUCAAAGGAGGCUCAAAAGAUGCAAAGUGAGAAAAUGUACCGCAGAGAUUUUGAAGAAGGGAUCAAGGGAAGACCUUCACUGGAUUUAGACAAGACCCCAGAGUUCCUGCAUAUAAAACAAGUCACUAAUCUUUUGAAAGAGAAAGAGUAUCGAAAAGAUUUGGAAGAAGGGAUGAAAGGGAAAGGAAUGACAGUGUUUGAAGAUACACCAGAUUUGAUUAGAGUGAAAAACGCAGCUCAGAUACUAAAUGAGAGGCAAUACAAGAAAGACUUGGAAACUGAAAUUAAAGGGAAAGGCAUGGAAGUUGGUCCAGAUACACCUGAGAUAAGACGAGCCAAGAAAGCCUCUGAAAUUGCAAGCAUGAAAGAAUACAAGAAAGACUUGGAGAAUGAAAUUAAAGGAAAGGGAAUGGAAGUGGGUACGGAUACCCUUGAUAUACAACGAGCCAAAAAAGCUUCUGAAAUUGUCAGCCAGAAAAUGUACAAAGAUGAAGCAGAGAAGAUGCUCUGUAACUAUUCUGCUGUCCCAGACACUCCCGAGAUGGAGAGGAUAAGAAGUACUCAGAAAAACAUCAGUUCAGUGUUUUAUAAGAAGGAAGUAGGAGCUGGCACAGCUGUAAAAGAUACUCCAGAGAUUGAAAGAGUAAAGAAAAAUCAACAGAAUAUUAGUUCGAUUAAAUACAAGGAAGAAAUUCGGCAUGCAACAACUAUUUCUGAUCCACCUGAACUAAGGAGAGUUAAGGAAAACCAGAAGAAUAUCAGUAAUGUUCAGUACAAAGAGCAGCUCUGCAAAGCUACACCCAUGAGUGUCACCCCUGAGAUGGAAAGAGUCAAGAGGAAUCAAGAGAAUGUCAGCAUGGUUCACUACAGAGAGCAGCCUGGCAAAGCUACUGCUGUGAGUGUCACUCCUGAGAUAGAGAGAGUCAGGAAGAAUCAAGAUAAUAUCAGCUCGGUCAAGUACAGCAGUGAUCAGAGGCAGAUGAAAGGUAGACGUAGUGUGCUUCUAGACACACCUGAGCUAAGGCAUGUCAAAGAAACACAAAACAACAUCUCAAUGGUAAAAUACCAUGAAGAUUUUGAGAAGACAAAGGGCAGAGGCUUUACCCCAGUGGUAGAUGAUCCUAUAACAGAGCGUGUACGAAAAAACACCCAAAUUGUGAGUGAUGCAGCAUACAAAGGUGUGCAUCCACAUAUCGUUGAAAUGGAUAGAAGACCUGGAAUAAUUGUUGAUCUUAAAGUUUGGCGCACAGAUCCUGGCUCCAUCUUCGACAUUGAUCCUCUGGAGGACAAUAUUCAGUCUAGGAGUCUGCAUAUGCUCUCUGAAAGAGCAAGCCGUUACAGUAAGCAGUAUUUACAUUCUACCAGUCUGGGAGAUUAUAAGUCAGAUGGCUCUGACACCAACCCUACCUUUUCUUACUGCAGUGAGGUAACAAGGCCAUCUGAUGAAGGAGCCCCUGUUCUCCCUGGGGCAUAUCAACAAAGCCAGACUCAAGGAUAUGGAUACAUGCAUCAGACCAGUAUGUCAUCCAUGAGGUCCAUGCAUUCACAGCCUCAUUCAGCAAGUCUGAGAACAUACAGAGCUAUGUAUGACUACAGUGCUCAAGAUGAAGAUGAAGUUUCCUUCAGGGAUGGUGAUUAUAUCAUCAAUGUGCAACCAAUUGAUGAUGGCUGGAUGUAUGGUACUGUUCAGAGAACUGGGAAAACAGGAAUGCUUCCAGCAAAUUAUAUUGAGUUUGUUAACUAAUUUUUGUCUGUUGUCCUUUGAGCUUUAUUAUGAUUUACUUAAAAUCUAACCUUUUAGAAAAAAAAUCAGAAGAAUCUUUUAAGAGUUCAUGAUCAUUACUUAAUCACUGCUAUAACAGUUUGCAUUCUCACUCAGAAUCCAUUUUAGAGUCCUUUAAAGAAAAGAUAAAUAAUCCACAAGAAGCUCAGAGCUUUGAAAACAGCAUUGCUUAUAAUAGUGCUCUCUCAAAGUGAAAAACAUAUAUGGAAGCCUGGUGCUGCCAGUCCUAUAAAAACUUUGGCCAAUUAACUGUAAAGGGGUAAUGCCUUUUCCUUAUACCUCAAAGACGUUAUAACCAUAAAAUUGAUUCACUUCUUACGGCACUCUGAAGUCACAGGAGGUUAACACACUGAGUUUGAACACAUCUUCAAAUUAUUAGGGAAAUGUUUAAUGUUUAAGCAGUUAGCUUCCUAAUAAAAAUUAAUAUGUUGAGUAGAUAAUUCAGUCAUUUGGAAUAAAGACAAGUAACAUUCCAGUAAAAAAAAUCCAAUAAAACCCGCUACUGCCCAGCAGCCUUACAGUAAAUAUGUCUAUUUUGACAGCAAAAAUUUCCUGACUCUUGCACAUCCACAUUUAUUCUUGGAUUACCCAUUUUUUCUUAUUUCCAAGUGAUCUAUUAGCUUUGCUUCCAUCCUAAUCCAUCAAUUAGAUCCAGGUCUGGAUUCAUGGUUCUUUAGUAUCUUUUCUGCAGGAGAUCCCUUGCAAAGACUAUCUAAAAUAUUAAAACCUAUCAACUCUUCUGUUUCCUUGUAAUAAUACUUAACAUUUAAAUAGAAACUUCCAUUAGGGCAACGUACAACCAAUACUUCAUGUCAGCUCCUUUACCUUCACCUGUAGUGCUGUAAAUAAGUAUCCCACGUGCGGCCCCGGUGCUGUGCAGUCCCCCAGAGCCUGCAGUCACAUCCCCUUCUCACCACCGGUAACUCGCUUAAUGGCUGCUUUGCUGAUGAGCUGAUGUCCCUCCCCUGCUGCAGAAACACUUGUGCCUCCAUCGAGCAGUGGAGGAGAGCUCUGGUUCUUGUAGUGCAUUUCAGAUCGAUGGCCUAUUGCUUCAGUUUGCUCCCAAAUUCUUGGUGAUCCAGCGGUGGGUUGUACGCUUGCCAAAUGAUUAAUGAUGGAGAAUUAUGUUUUCUUUUAGCGACUUAAUCUUUCUCAUAACUGACAUUGAAGGGAAAGCUAACUAAGCAAAAUCCAACAUACUCUAUGCCAUUAUGUUUCAGUUCAGCCAUCUGUGGAAAACAGUAAAAAUAUUCUGCUGACAAACCUUCACAUGUGCUAUUUGGUGUCUCUUAACUUACAGCCAGAACUGAGAGAUCCAGGUCUCAGUCUGUGAAGCUGGGAGAGGAUCUAACAGCUGGUGACACAGUGGAUCAAUAUGAGGGAUUUUGUCAGCAGGCUUGGGUCACAGGCAACUUGUUUUUGCUUUGACUCGGUGCUGCAUUCCCUCACAGGGAGAAAUUGUGGAAGAAAGUACAAAAGCGUUAAAGAUUCAUGCGAGAAAUUAUUUAUGUGGAUGCUGAAAUGUGUAAGGAAGAAAAUGUUUUUCUGAUAAAAUAAUUUAUGGAGUUCAGCCAUGUGCUAAUGAAGUUAACUUUGGAGUAGCCCUCAGAAUAUUGAGUCUGCACUGGUUUUCUUUCAUGUCUAAAAUUUUUAAAGUAGAAUUAUAUAUAGAACUUUUAGACAAUUUUGUACUUCUCAUCUCACAUAGCAGGAAACCCUGCAAUAACUGUUUAAAAAUUAAAUAAGGAAGACAGUACGGAUUUGUUAUGUCAACUGAAAGUUGUCAAUGCAAAUCCCUGUAAAUUCUAUUUUUGCAUGCAGUUUUUGCAUACAGCUUCCAGAGAAUUGGUGAGCUUAUGCAAUUUUAUUUUGGGUCUUGCUAACACAGGAAUGAUACCAGCUGCCAAGCAGAAUGGAAUGACUGCAUUAAAAAAGAAAUUUAAAAAUGUCCGUGACUGUGGAAUUACCUGUGCUUUCUUGUCAGCAGCCUAAUUUUAAGGCUAAAGCUGCCCAGGAGUAUCCAACUUCAAAAAAUGUUUUAAAAGUAGAAUUCCAUGACUGUAAAUAUAUAAUUUGUAUAGUUGACUGCUGUGAUUUAAAAUUCUUGCAAGUUUUGCAUAAGGAGCUGCUCUUGCAGUAGACCCUUGUGCAUUACUGGUGACACCCACAUGAAAUCAGCAAGUCAAAUGGUGUUUUUAAAGCUGAUGUGGUAUGCUGAGCUAGAAGCUCUGAAACAAGCAGUUUGCUUCUCUGUUGGUUUUCAUCACUGGCUAUCAACCGGGAGAAGAGGAAUUCCAUCUUCUGCUGGCUGGCAAAUUUUUCAGAUGUUGCCUGAGGCACAGCUGGCUGUCUCUUGCUGCUGUGCUGCUCUAUUAGCUUUGCAAUGCUGACAACAAUAAAAAUAGGGUGUCAGUUUGCUAACCAAAUAUGAAUAAAAAAGAAAUAUAGAGAAUAUCUAUAUGGCAUCAAGUUGCAAUUUUUAGUGACUUAUAAAGUAGGGAGUCUCCACCUAUAAAUACACAGUCAUUGUUCCUAGCUGAGGAGACAGCUUACAGUGUUGAAUACUUUAUGUAGAGUAGAAGUAAAUCAGAAAAUGAGGAUUUGGUGAUAAUAGGGAACUAUGUUAUGCUGAACAAUAGAAAUAAAAUUUCCUUUAUGAAUUUUGAAUAUUCAUUAGCCUGGCAGAGCAGCUAAAGCAAUUUGCAAAAAAUAAAAGGUCAAACAAAACAGUAUGUGAAUUGUGUUUCUCUUGAGAAUGGUAUGUCAGCAGAAUUAUUAAGAUCUGGUUUAAGUUAUUCCUGUAGUCAACUUCUUUAUCAUAUAUGGUUAGAAAUUCAUAUUUAUAUGGAAUGGUUCCUGCUUUUUGAUAUAAAACAAACUUUAGUGUGAUUUUGCAGCUUUUUUCUAAGCAAUGCAAUCAAAGGCCCAAAAUUAUCAGAAUGCAAUUAUGAUUUUUUUUUAAAGAACUAAAAUUUUUAAGGCAGGGAGAGUAAGUCAUGAACUAAAUUGUGCCAGCUCACAUUUUUCAAAGCAUAUGUUGGAGACUGUUACAUGCAGUGUGAUAUAGGGGUGAAAAGAUGCUACAUGCUGUCUUGUUCACCUUUAAAGUUUAUAUUCAUUUUUAGCACAGCAUGUUCCCCUUACUGUUCUUUCUUCCUGUAGUCAACAUUUUUCUGGGGAAAGGAAAGGGCUUUUAAGGACUUGAAUUUCUCAAGCUGUUCCAAAGUUCAGGUUGGAAGUCCACAUGUUCCCAUUUUAGAAAUAAAAAAUUCUAUAAAGAAUGCUGUAAUUCUUGCUAACAUGAGUAUAAAUGUAGAAAACAACAUAGAGCAUAUUCAUGCAUACACACAAGAACAAAUGGGUGCCUUGCUUUUCAUUACUCUUUCUUGCUUGGCUAUCUUCAUUUUUUAAACAAAGCUAUGUACAGGUACUGCAGUUGUAAUUUUUCAUUAUGGAACAUUAGCAUUUAGUCUUGAUGAAACAGGGUUUUCUUGAUUACAUUUGACAUACAAUAAACUACUUCAGCAGACUGGGAUUUGACAGAGAAUCACCUCCCAUGGAUUAUGUUUUUGACAAAUGUGUCCCUGCCGAGUGUUUCUUGGGGAUGUGGAAGGUCUCCAAUACCUGGGAAAGGUAAUAAUUCUAGUUUUUAUUGUACAGUGACUGCAUGUCAUCUUGUACGAUGAAAAAGAAAUUACAAAUAUAGAAGUCUUUGGCAGAAGGUGGUACAGGGUAUAAAAUCAUAGAUUUUUAUUAAGUUAAAGAGUACUCCAUCUAAAAUAUAGAAUAUGCUUUAGUUAGUAAAUGUUUAAAUAAUAUACUGAAACAGACAGAAGAUGCUGUUGAAAGAAGUCCUCCAAACGGAUGUGCUGGCAAAUGCAAAGUACUAGUGAGCUGUAGAAGAUUAAACCAUUUUGCAAUGCUUUAGUGAUUUUCUCCAGCUUUAUGCCAUAGGAACCCCAUCUCUCCUUUGGAAAGAAAACCUGAAAGCUCUAUUUCCUAAACUGCCUGCACUACAACAGUAUAUUCAAAGGAAUUUCAUAUGCUUCUUGUGUCUGAUAAAUAGAAUUUGCAUAUUGUACUUAAGUUGUAAUCCAGUUGUUGUUGACAUUUGUUUAAUUAUUAUUAUUUUAGGGGGGAAAAUAAGCUAUACUGUAGCAUUUCAAUUGUGUAUUUAAUAUUACUAUUAGAAAUUGCUAGACCAUUGGAAGACAGCAAUGACUGUAUUGACAUUGAUUAGCAUGAUGUGGAAAAUCUCUCAGCUGUUGGUUUUUGCAGUGUGAUAUAAAAAGCAAAAAUGAACCGCUGUGCAGUUUGGCUUAUGUUUGCUUUAAAGUGUGUAAAGUUUUAGUUAUUUUGCAAAACUGUACUGUAUUUGAGGGUAUACAGUUAUGAAGGUAACAGUUGUUUUUCGAAAGACAGAUAAACUUACUCUUGGAUCAUAUGAUGUAUCAUCUUAAUUUGGCUUUUGUUAUGCAGAAAGUUAACACCAGCUAUUAAAAUAUAUUUUAGUAGAAAUGCUUUAAUUCCUGUUUCUUCCUCUACACUGUGAAUAUUUAAGCUUUGGUGGACUAGAGCAACAUCAUGCUGCCCAAAGUACUAACCUAUGCAACCUAGUUCACAUUUUAGUUGAUGUCACAGUGGAUGUAACAUAACAAUUUAUUUUGCAUAACAUUAAACUUCAUUCAAAUAAAAUAUUAAACCCAGCAUUAUGUAUGUAUUAUAUUCAUAAACAACACUGUAAAGCUACCAUACCUGUUAGUAUAAGCUCUCAAAGAUGGAUAUGGCUUUAACUAAGGAAGCUUUGAAUUUUCAGUCUUAAGUAGAAUAUUUAGCAUUAUUCAUCAAGCUUGACCCCAGAAAAGAGUUUCCUAAACCACUGUUUUAUUUCAGACAUGCCCCCUCCUUAAAAGGUUUGCCUUUUCAGUGUGCAUUUGUAACCCUUCAACAAAACACCAAGUUACAUUCCAUGACCCUUGGUUUGUUUAAAUAGAGUAAGUGAAGGAAGUUCACUGUUUUAAUUGAUACUGGUUUGUUUGUCUUUGAAUGGGAAUUUGGUUAGGUGUGCUCUCAGUGCAGCACUAAUAAAAAAGAUUGCAUUGCUGGCUUCUUUAAGACAAUUUGAUAUACAAAUGUCAUCUUUAUUCAUUUACACAAGUACAUUAUUUUUAAAACAUUGUAAGAAAGCUUAAGGUAAAAUAAAUUCCAGAAGUAUUUUG